AUGUCCCAACUUCAACAACUCUACCACUCCCUCUUCAAUUCUGAUGUCGUCGGUAUGUCCCUCAUCCAGCCUCUUGCCAAACCUUGGGCCAAUUUCAGGCACCACCCCGAGAAGGUUCAACAAAUGCAGUUGUUACAACAGUACCAACAGCAGCUCUUGCGGCGGCAAGAGAGACAGCAAGGGGUGAGGAAUAUGAAGCGAGGCGGUACUGGUGCAGGUGAGAGAGAGUGCGCGUACCUACAGCUGGCAUGCAGCAGCGACAAGCGCGUCUAUGUGAUCGAUCUGGAAGUCUUCUUGGACGGGGAGACGGAUCCGAUGCACAAAUUCCCUCAACUUCUUGGCGAGAUCUUUUUCAACCCGUCCAUCUGCAAGCUCGCGUACAACUGGAAGGAGGAAAGUGCCUACCUAAGAACUCUCUUCCCGCUCCUCAAAGACCACCGACACCACAUCGACAACCUCUUCGACCUCUACCACAUCUGGAUCGUCCCCAACCCUAACCCACAACUCUCAAAUCAAAACUCCUCCAACACUUCCAACAAAUGGAUCACAGCCUGGUACUGCGGCGGCGGCCAGCCCAUAUUCCCGACAAGAAUGUCCCAACCAAAGUUCAAAAACGUUUCCGGGCUAUUGUUCAAGGUGGUGGGACGGUUCUUGAAGAGGACUUCCAAGCUUGCGAUGAGCGCGCUGUGUCUGUUGGACAUGUUUGCUGUUCUUGACGGGGACGGACAGAGAAUGGAGCGAGAGGAGACCGCUCAAUUCAUGAUCCACGCCGCCGCCAAGUGA
Linnemannia hyalina is the source of this 783-nucleotide messenger RNA. Lineage: Eukaryota; Fungi; Mortierellomycota; Mortierellomycetes; Mortierellales; Mortierellaceae. The record is from the annotation of a GenBank genome assembly.